AUGGUGUUGGAGCUGCUGGGUCCCAGUCUAGAAGACCUCUUUGACCUCUGUGACAGGACCUUCUCUCUCAAGACCGUUUUGAUGAUGGCUAUUCAGCUGGUAAGUUCAGUUAGCAUCCAAAUGACAAAUAAUCUUGUUUUCAUGAAUUAUGCCUGUGAGUCUGUUCUGAUUUCUAUUUGCCAGUGUGUCCACUUGUGCAUCCGUUUGAACGUCACACACUUCCCCACUCUCCGCUCCUCAGCUCUCCCGGAUGGAGUAUGUCCACUCCAAGAACCUCAUCUACCGAGACGUGAAGCCAGAGAACUUCCUCAUCGGGCGGCAGGGGCACAAGCAUGAGCACAUCAUCCACAUAAUCGACUUUGGCCUGGCCAAAGAGUACAUCGACCCCGAGACCAAAAAACACAUCCCCUACAGGGAACACAAGAGCCUCACAGGGACCGCCCGCUACAUGUCUAUCAACACCCACUUAGGAAAAGGUAGGGCUACAGUACUGCUCCCCUCUACCACACAACUUAACUUGUCUCCUCAAAUUCCCUGAGUGGUAAUUACAUGGGAACAGUAUAGGCAGCUCUCUCAUAUUUGAUUGGCUGAACUCUACAAUUUGAAGGGCAUUGCCUUGGCGAUAUUUUUUAAAUCUGUGUACAUACAAUGCAUUCGGAAAGUAUUCAGACCCCUUGACUUUUCCCACAUUUUGUUAUAAAAAUUUAUUAAAUACUUUUUUUCUCUCAUCAGUCUACAUACCAUAGCCCAUAAUGACGAAGCGAAAAUAGGUUUUUAGAAAUGUGUGCAAAUUUAUUACAAAUAAACAGAAAUACAUUUACAUAAGUAUUCAGACCCUUUGCUAUGAGACUCGAAAUUAAGCUCAGGUGCAUCCUGUUUCCAUUGAUCAUCCUUGAUGUUUCUAUAACUUGAUUGGAGUCCACUUGUGGUAAAUUCCAUUGAUAACAUGUUUGGAAAGGCACACACCUGUCUAAAUAAGGUCCCACAGUUGACAGUGCAUGUCAGAGCAAAAACCAAGCCAUGAGGUUGAAGGAAUUGUCAGUAGAACUCCGAGACAGGAUUGGGUCGAGGCACAGUUCUGGGGAAGGGUACCAAAACAUUUCUGCAGCAUUGAAGGUCCCCAAGAACACAGUGGCCUCGGUCAUUCCUAAAUGGAAGAAGUUUGGAACCACCAAGACUCUUCCUAGACCUAGCCGCCCGGCCAAACUGAGCAAUCAGGGGAGAAGGCCCUUGGUCAGGGAGGUGGGGAGAACAAGUAUUUGAUACACUGCCAAUUUUGCAGGUUUUCCUACUUACAAAGCAUGUAGAGGUCUGUCAUUUUUAUCAUAGGUACACUUCAACUGUGAGAGACGGAAUCUAAAACAAAAAUCCGGAAAAUCACAUUGUAUGAUUUUUAAGUAAUUAAUUUGCAUUUUAUUGCGAGUGGCGCAGUGGUCUAAGGCACUGCAUCACAGUGCUAGCUGUGCCACUAGAGAUCCUGGUUCGAAUCCAGGCUCUGUCGUAGCCGGCCGCAACCGGGAGACCCAUGGGGCGGCGCACAAUUGGCCCAGCGUCGUCCAGGGUAAGGGAGGGAAUGGCCGGCAGGGAUGUAGCUCAGUUGGUAGAGCAUGGUGUUUGCAACACCAGGGUUGUGGGUUCGAUUCCCACGGGGGGCCAGUAUGAAAAAUAAAAAUAACAUUAUAAUGUAAGAGCGUCUGCUAAAUGACUAAAAUGUAAAUGUAAAUAAGUAUUUGAUACAUCAGAAAAGCAGAACUUAAUAUUUGGUACAUAAACCUUUGUUUGCAAUUACAGAGAUCAUACGUUUCCUGUAGGUCUUGACCAGGUUUGCACACACUGCAGCAGGGAUUUUGGCCCACUCGGGUUCAGGUCUGGAGACUGGCUAGGCCACUCCAGGACCUUGAGAUGCUUCUUACGGAGCCACUCCUUAGUUGCCCUGGCUGUGCGUUUCGGGUCGUUGUCAUGCUGGAAGACCCAGCCACGACCCAUCUUCAAUGCUCUUACUGAGGGAAGGAGGUUGUUGGCCAAGAUCUCACGAUACAUGGCCCCAUCCAUCCUCCCCUCAAUACGGUGCAGUCGUCCUGUCCCCUUUGCAGAAAAGCAUCCCCAAAGAAUGAUGUUUCCACCUCCAUGCUUCACGGUUGGGAUGGUGUUCUUGGGGUUGUACUCAUCCUUCUUCUUCCUCCAAACACGGCGAGUGGCGUUUAGACCAAAAAGCUCUAUUUUUGUCUCAUCAGACCACAUGACCUUCUCCCAUUCCUCCUCUGGAUCAUCCAGAUGGUCAUUGGCAAACUUCAGACCGGCCUGGACAUGCGCUGGCUUGAGCAGGGAGACCUUGCGUGCGCUGCAGGAUUUUAAUCCAUGACGGCGUAGUGUGUUACUAAUGGUUUUCUUUGAGACUGUGGUCCCAGCUCUCUUCAGGUCAUUGACCAGGUCCUGCCGUGUAGUUCUGGGCUGAUCCCUCACCUUCCUCAUGAUCAUUGAUGCCCCACGAGGUGAGAUCUUGCAUGGAGCCCCAGACUGAGGGUGAUUGACCGGCAUCUUGAACUUCUUUCAUUUUCUAAUAAUUGCGCCAACAGUUGUUGCCUUCUCACCAGGCUGCUUGCCUAUUGUCCUGUAGCCCAUCCCAGCCUUGUGCAGAUCUACAAUUUUAUCCCUGAUGUCCUUACACAGCUCUCUGGUCUUGUCCAUUGUGGAGAGGUUGGAGUCUGUUUGAUUGAGUGUGUGGACAGGUGUCUUUUUAUACAGGUAACGAGUUCAAACAGGUGCAGUUAAUACAGGUAAUGAGUGGAGAACAGGAGGGCUUCUUAAAGAAAAACUAACAGGUCUGUGAGAGCCGGAAUUCUUACUGGUUGGUAGGUGAUCAAAUACUUAUGUCAUGCAAUAAAUUGCAAAUUAAUUACUUAAAAAUCAUACAAUGUGAUUUUCAGGAUUUUUGUUUUAGAUUCCGUCUCUCACAGUUGAAGUGUACCUAUGAUAAAAAUGACAGACCUCUACAUGCUUUGUAAGUAGGAAAACCUGCAAAAUCGGCAGUGUAUCAAAUACUUGUUCUCCCCACUGUGUGUAUAUAAGCCCCCAACACUCGAGUAUGGUAUGUAGGCUAUACAUCGGUCACAGCUGAAAACGGACACCCCUCUCUUUUGUUUCAGAGCAAAGUCGACGGGAUGACCUGGAAGCCCUGGGCCACAUGUUCAUGUAUUUCUUACGAGGGAGUCUGCCGUGGCAAGGACUCAAGGUAGGGGGGAGCUAGGCAUGAUAUCUGCUGGGUCAUGUUUAGUAGGCACAAAAUGGGGAGGUACUAUCUGAACUUGUCCAAUAAGAAACACUUGUUUUUGUUUUCCUUUGCAAAACAUUUAGCUAUGAUGUGCCCUUAUAAUGAACAUGACCCAGAUGUUAGUUGAGUGUGAUGCACAACUAGUCGUGAUUCAAAGAGGGAGAGCGAAGGAAUGGUCACCUAAAGGAAGCAGAGGAGCGAAAAAGAGCGUGAUUGAAAGACGGGCGUGGAGGAGGGAAGGUGAAAUGUAACAUUUAGGGUGAAGGGAAGGAAAGGAGGGAGAAAAGAUGGCAAAAGUGUGUUUGGACUCAAUUUCUGCCUUCUACCUACAGGCUGACACCCUGAAAGAGAGAUACCAGAAGAUUGGCGACACCAAGCGCAACACUCCCAUCGAGGUCCUCUGUGAAAGCUUUCCAGGUACUGUGCCAAUUUUCCACCCUGACACUAGUGCAUGGCUUUGUGAAAUGGUUACAUUUCCUAGAACACACGCUCUGCACUGCAUAUUAAAAUGGCAGUUAAUAAUCGCAAUAGAAUGAUCAAGAGCGAGCUGUACUUAAAAAUGGGCAUAAGUGAGCAGAAGAUGCUUCUUGAAGGACAGGCGCGUCGGAGAGUGAAUGAAAGGGCAUGUAUUUGCAAGACACUAACCACGUUUCCAUCCAACCAUUUCAUGCAGAUGAAUUAGCUGACGCAUGAUAAAAGUCAGGACCGGGCUGAUGGAAACAUGAACUGCCGGUACAAUUUUAUAAAUGCCGACAGACAAUUUGUUCGUUUGACAUGGUGGGAUCUUUUUGGGUCGGUAAACAUUUAUUAUGUGAGAGAUGGCAGUGGAAACUCCUUUGUGUGCAAAUGUUGAUAUAAUAACCAUCAUAUCGAAGUAGUCAAGCAAUAUGUUGUGUGGUCCUCCCACUACGACUCGGGAAAACAUGCAGUUUAUUAGCCUACAGAUUAAAUAGGUUAUGCAGCUGUAGAACUUUUUGAGGAUCUGAGGACCCAUGCCAAAUCUUUUCUGUCUCCUGAGGGGGAAUAGGCUUUGUCGUGCCCUCUUCACGACUGUCUUGGUAUGUUUGGACCAUGAUAGUUUGUUGGUGAUGUGGACACCAAGGAACUUGAAGCUCUCAACCUGCUCCACUACAGCCCCGUCGAUGAGAAUGGGGGCGUGCUCGGUCCUCUUUUUCCUGUGGUCCACAAUAAUUUCCUUUGUCUUGAUCACAUUGAGGGAGAGGUUGUUAUCCUGGCACCACACGUCCAGGCUGUCUCAUGGUUGUCGGUGAUCAGGCCUACCACUGUUGUGUCGUCGGCAAACUUAAUGAUGGUGUUGGAACAUCUGUUGGAAUGGAUUAAUUGUGUUACACAAAAAACGUAUUCUACUUUGAUAAAUAAGGACCUGCAAUUCCAUGCUCCUUGGUGCAAUCUAUUGUCAGGUAUGACUAGAUGGGCCUCUUGUUUUGCCUGAACCAUGUUGACCGUGUUGUCCCCUUAUAGAAGAGAUGGCCACCUACCUGCGCUACGUGCGGCGGUUGGACUUCUUCGAGAAGCCCGACUACGAGUAUUUGAGGACUCUGUUCACCGAGCUGCUUGAGCGCAAAGGAUACACCUUUGACUACACCUACGACUGGGACGGCAGACCGAUUGUGAGUAGCUAGAGUUCACAUGCUAAAUAGCAUAAGUGUAGUCUCACGUACAAUAGUCAUAUAGCAGCUGUUGAAAGACACUAGAGUAAAUGUGCUGAUUAGCGGCAGCUUGCUAACUGUUCAGUCCUGUAUGUUUUGGUAUAAUAACUUUUUGUAUACCGUUCAUAGCUGGAAAGUUGGGAAAUCAAAAGUAUAAUAGACAUUUAAAACACAAGUGAAAGGCAUACAUAAUGUAAAAAUGUUUCCUUGAGCAGAUCUCGAGUUUCCACCCUUGAGCCUUUUGGUUUAUCUGUCAGUCUCUCUCGCUCUCACUCUCUUUCUCUCAGCCUACUCCAGUGGGGUCUGUCAACGUGGACUCGGGUGCAUCUGCCAUCACGAGAGAGAGCAACGCUAACAGAGACAGACCCUCUCAGCAACAACCCCUACGGAACCAGGUAAACACAGUAGUCUCACUCAGCAGUUCACUUCAGCCCUGCCUGUUCAUCUGAAAAAGCCAAUCAUUUCAAGAAAAUCAACUGGAAUCAACAAAUUCAUGAAUAUACAAAUCCUCAUGAAUUGUUUUUGCAUGGUUCUAGUCAAUUCAAUUUCCACUCCUGUCAGUUGAUUUAGACAUGGAAUUUCUCAAUAGGAGAGCCAAUUCCUAAAUUGAAGGAGAUUGAAAUGGAGUUGGUCCCCACCUUGCCAGCAACAAGGAAAACAAAUAAGUAUUGCUUGCUUGAACACCUUAUGAUUUUAUAAGUGACCUAGAAUUAGUUUCAAUGCUAUGGAGUUGCAUGACUUAUGAUUAUGGGUUUGGGAUUGUCUAAAUAUAUCACCUUUGAUCUCAAUAUGCUUUACGGUUUACAUUACAGUAAAUCCAACACCAUUUACAUUUGUACAAUUUGGAGGAGAAAGAGUAGUCCAUAUAGUUAUUUUUCCAACUGGGUGGCUUUGCUUAUGGUCCACGCAAUUCAAGCUUUCCUCUCAAAUCAUUUUUCAGUUGGGUUGGUGCUAUAUGGCUUGAUAUCCUAACAGUUUAGUAAAAAAUUAUAUUUCUCAGCAUAUCCGCUUUUGGAAAAAGACCGAAGCAAAGGAGCUUUCAGGUCGAAAUGAGCACCUAACAGUCUCAGCUGAUCUUUUAGAUGAGUUGCUGUUGGCACCAAAAUACCUUGUCCAUGUCUGCCUCUGCCUGGCUGUGUUCGACCCGGAAAGAGGCAUGGAGAGACGCAAAAUGAAUUUCUCAGCUGGAAGUCCUCCAGCUAUUGCUCCCAACAGGCAGGGAAGCUUGUCUCAAAUCCGAUUGGCUGCAGCUAGAGUGGUGCUACUUGAUUGUGUGUUGCGCUGCGCCCAGGAGUCCCAGACUAAUCUCUAAUCAGCGCUUCAGCACUGAACAACAGCCCACCUGUGCCUCCAUUGGUGCUACAGUAUGUGCCAGAAAGGGAUUGUAAGAGCGAGAUGGAGAGACGGAGGAAGGAAUUGAGAUAAAGAGGGGAUUUAGGUACAUGAAGAAAGAGGAAAGCAAUGGAAGGUGAAUAAGGCAGAGUUGACUUAAAGAAGAGAACUAGUGGUAGAAAAGAGGAGAGAAAUGAGAGUGGGUGAUGAAGGAAACGUCCUUGGUUUUGAAUAAGUCGACCCAUAUCACCCCAUCAGUCUCUCCAAGCACGAGUCGUUUUAUUGAGCCAGGACUUCAGACCCGCAAUACAGGACAGGACAUGACAACCAAUCUGAAAUGAACUCGCAGUAAGUCCCAGUUGAAAGCUCCCAGACUGCAUAGGUCCCCUGCCAAAGCCCCCUGCAACAACUUUAUUAGCAGCUAAUCCCUCAAUGUCCUGUCACGUGCAACCUGUCCUGUCCAGGGGAAUAGUGAUGAACGAGAUACAGGAGGGGAUAAAGUGGCGCUUGCUGGCCCACACUACUCAAUCAAUGCAGCCAGGACAAAGAAACAAUGCAAGUCUCUUAGGAAAGCCACCAGGGUUAUAAAAUAUGGUAAUACAAAAAAAGAUGAUGGCAAACAUACAUACAGGGUUUCUUAUAACUGUCUAAAAAUGUUUUGCUUUAAAAUCACAAAUACAAUUGUAAAGGUAGACUCAGCCAUAUGAAGUAGAUAGUGGGUCAAUUUCUGCAACAACUAAGAGUGUUGAAACGUGAGGCUCUACUUCUCUGCUGUUUUGGUCCCGUGGCUACCACGCGGUAACCGCGUGAAGCGAACCCGUGCACAUGCGCAGAUACUGUGUGAGAGCGAAGUGUUGCAUCUCGCUCAUCUCGAUCUCGGCGAUGCUGCUCGUGGCAAUGUCAUUUUGCUGAGUCUACCUUUACAUUUAUAAUGUUAAAGCUAUUGAUUUUGCAAUACUUUUUUUUGUUUUGACCUGGUUGUUUUCAGUUACUUACACGUAUUGCCGGCUUCGCCACGCCUCUCACCUCUGUUUUUCUUUGUUUUGUUUUCCUGCGUUGCAUGGCCUGUCGGCGCCUGCCGCUCUCACUCACUUGCCCCGCCCACCCACAUCUCGCUCUGCCCAUCCGCCUCCCCAACCAACCAGACGGCAGUAUCAGACCGCAGAGGGGCAUGGGAUGCACAGCCCCACCAGCAGACAAACUCCUCCUACCUGAGCAGCUCCCACCUGGCCGCAGACAGGCAUGGGGGCUCUGUGCAGGUAUACACCAACCAACCACUGAGAUACCCAACUACUACUUAGUGGCUGGCUUCCAAACCAAAAAACCUGCUUCGUUGCCUAUGUCCUUGAUAGCCCUCUAGCCCACAGAUCCAAAGGGACAGAAAAUAUUAAAGCAAUAUGGCAGAAACUCUUCAUAGGUGGGACCCUCGCCACAUUGCUUUCACCCGCUCUUUGCCCUUAAGAUAUAAGAUGUUGUACUGUGUAUGCGAAGCUGUUCAACAUGCUGUUAUGAUGAUCAACAGCUGAGGCUGUUCAACAUGUUGUGUUUCUGUGUUCAGCAGCAAGGAAACACUCCGUCUGAGAUUCAAGACAGGGAGGGACCAGCUUAUACACAGCAGCAUGUAGACAUUUAGUCUGAGAAAGAGGCAGACAGGGAGAGACAGGUUCACAAGGCCCACCAGACACACGUUCACUCACACUCGAACAAGAUCCUUUCCCAUUAAGGGAGACAGGGCGUAAAGGAGUAGAGGUAAAGGCUAAUGCGCCGCAUAAAUGACUCCGCACAUGGAUGUCUGGAAAUGGCUUAGCUGUAUGGAGGGAGAUCGGUAACUUCACUUUAGUUGAUGUUUCUGUCAUGAGGGCCUACAUAUUACUGUCAUGUUUGUGACCGAAUGGGAGAGAUGCCAUAAGCAGUCAUUACAGAUCUGAUGUCAUCAUAACCGCUUAUGAAAACUGGCAUUAUGCUAACUUGAAACUAUUUGUUGUAGUUAAGAUGGCUAGGAUAGCUUUUCAGAAUUAACCGAUAAAUUAGUCCACAUGGAAAAACUAAAGGCAUAGAAACCGUAAAUGAUUUGGUAACAGGACAUUUAUUCCAAUGACAGAAUUAAAAAGUAAUUUUGGACUGACCAAUUUGAAAUACAUUCAACUUAAGUUACAUAUCACAAAAUGUCGAUUUUAAAUAUUUUGGACAUCAGAGCAACCUUGAGGGAAUCUUAUUUGAGUCAGAAAAUGAUUUUCAUAUGAUAGGUAAGACAUACAAAACCUUGCAGAGAGCAUAUCCAACUGACAAUCUCUUAGAAAAAAAUAUAAACUAUUUGAACCAAGACUUAAAAGGAACUGAUAUUGCCACAAGAUGGAGGGAAAGUUGGUGCAUAACUAAUGAAAUUACAGUUAAUGAAAAUGUAUGCUUAAUCCAGUAUAAACUCAUGUAUAGAAUUUAUUAUACAAGUGAAUAAAUUCACAAAUUCUACAGCACAACGGCAGAGUCAUGUCUGAAGUGUAAAACUAACAAUGAUUCAAUAAUCCAUGCUUUCUGGGAAUGUUAUGAAGUCCAAAAUGUAUGGGUGGAGCUAGAAAGUUGGCUGUCAGAAGUAUUACAAUGUAAACUUAAUUUUAAUCCAUCUGUCUGGAUAUUGAAAGACAUGGCAUAUUGGAGUGUAGUGAGACCCAAUGGACUGGACGAUUCUCUUCUCAUCAUUCAUCUUGAGAAAAUGUAUAAAAACGUGGAAAUCAAUUAAUCCGCCAUCAAUAACACAAUGGAAAAAUCAAAUAAUUUAUUAUUGAAAUAUUGAAUAGCAUGGGCGACCGAGGAAAACCAAAUUGGUACAAUUUAAGGCCAAGUGGCAAACAAUAAUGCAGGCACUAGGGAUGGAGGUGUGAGCAUGCAGGUCUGGGCAGAGGAGAUGUAGUUGUUGUUUGUGUGCGUCUGUAAGUUGUUCGUAUGUGUAUGUUUGUAUUUUGUGUGGGGGAGAAAAAUUUGGAAAAUAAUAUUUUAAAAAAAUGAACUAAUACAAAAUUGAGUUAGCUAGCUGUAGACCUAGCCAACAUGCAUACGUGAGUAACAGUUUUAUGUGACAGUGUUAAGUCGGUUGUCACAAGACACUUUGGGCUAUAGUAUGAUCAUGACAGUGUUUUGUUAACCUUGCGAUGCAGAUGUCAACGUUGGCAUUUUGUAUUUUUCUGUUUUAGUCAUCCUAACAGAAUUAUCUGUAUUUUUGCAUGACUGAUAUGACCUUUUUCCCAUGUGCCUCAGGUGGUCAGCUCCACCAAUGGGGAGCUGAACGCCGAUGACCCAAUGACGGCCCACUCCAACGCACCUAUCACAGCGCAGGCCGAAGUGGAGGUGGUGGAAGAGGCCAAGUACGUUUCUGGCACUUUUUCUUCUGUCGUAGCUAGCUCUCUCGCUCUCUGUCUCUCUCUCUCUCCAUCUUUGCUUGGUCAUCUCUACCAUAUCAACUCUACCUACAUGUACAUAUUACCUCAAUUACCUCGACUAACCUGUGCCCCCGCACAUUGACUCUGUACCGGUACCCCCUGUAUAUAGCCUCGCUACUGUUAUUUUACUGCUGCUCUUUAAUUAUUUGUUAUUUCUUUUUAUUUGAUAUUUUAUUUUUUACUUAACACGUAUUUUUCUUAAAACUGCAUUGUUGGUUAAGGGCUUGUAAGUAAGCAUUUCACUGUAAGGUCUACACACCUGUUGUAUUCUGCGCAUGUGACAAAUACAGUUGGAUUUGAUUUGAUCUGUCCCUUUCAAUAGCGCUUAGUUUUUUAGUUUUAUUCAAAUCAAAUCACAUUUUAUUUGUCACAUGCUUCGUAAAGAACAGGUGUGGACUAACAGUGAAAUGCUUACUUAAGGGCCGUUCCCAACAAUGCAGAGAGAAAGAAAAUAUAAAUAAUAGAAAAGUAAAACACAGAAUAAUAUGCUGAACAAAAAUAUAAAUGCAACAUGCAACAAUUUCUACAAUUUUACUGAGUUACAGUUCAUAUAAGGAAAACAGUCAAUUGAAGUAAAUUCAUUCGGCCCUAAUCUAUGGAUUUCACAUGACUGGGAAUACAGGUAUGCAUCUGUUGGUCACAGAUACCUUUUUUAAAAGUAGGAUCAGAAAAGUAGUCACUAUCUGGUAUGACCACCAUUUACCUCAUGCAGCGCGACACAUCUCUUUCGCAUAGAGUUGAUCAGGCUGUUGAUUGUGGAAUGUUGUCCCACGUCGAUCCAGAGCAUCCCAAACAUGCUCAAUGGGUGACAUGUCUGGUGAGUAUGCAGGCCAUGGAAGAACUGGGACAUUUUCAGCUUCCAGGAAUUGUAUACAGGUCCUUGCGACAUGGGGCCGUGCAUUAUCAUGCUGAAACAUGAGGUGAUGGCGGUGGAUGAAUGGGACGACAACGGGCCUCAGGAUCUUGUCACAGUUUCUCUAUGCAUUCAAAUUGCCAUCGAUAAAAUGCAAUUGUGUUCGUUGUCCGUAGCUUAUGCCUGCCCAUACCAUAACCCCACCGCCACCAUGGGUCCCUCUGUUCACAACUUUGACAUCAGCAAACUGCUCACCCACACGACGCCAUACACGUGGUCUGCAGUUGAGGCCGGUUGGACGUACUGCCAAAUUCUCUAAAAAGACGACGGAGGUGGAUUAUGGUAGAGAAAUUAACAUUAACUUAUCUGGCAACAGCUCUGGUGGACAUUCCUGCAGUUAGCAUGUCAUUUGCACGCUCUCGCAACUUGAAACAUUUGUGGCAUUUUGUUGUGACAAAACUGCACACAAACAAAUUUGUGCACAACAUUUUAGAGAUACUUUUUUGUGUGUAUGGAACAUUUCUGGGAUGUUUUAUUUCGGCUUUACAUGUUGCGUUUAUAUUUUUGGUCGAUGUAGAUACACAAUGAGUAACGAUAACGUGGCUAUAUACAAGGGGUACCCGUACCGGGUCGAUGUGCACGGGUACGAGGUAAUUGAGGUAGAAAUGUACAUAUAACUAGGACAGAUAUUAAUCGAUAGCAGCAGCAUAUGUGAUGAGUGAAAAAAAGUUUGUGCCAAAAGUGUCAAUGCUGAUAGUCUGGUUAGCUAUUUGGUUAACUAUUUAACUAACUCUAGCAGUCUUAUGGCUUGGGGUAAAAGCUGUUGAGGGUGCUGUUGGUUCCAGACUUGGUGCAUCAGUACCGCUUACCGUGCCAAAUCUUUUCAGCCUCCUGAGGGGGAGGAGGUGUUGUCGUGCACUCUUCACGACUGCGUUGGUGUGUUUGGACCAUGAUAGAUCCUUAGUGAUGUGGACACCAAGGAACGUGAAGCUCUCAACUCGCUCCAUUUCAGCCCUGUCGAUGUGAAUGGGGGCAUGCUCUGCCCUCCUUUUCCUGUAGUCCACAAUCAGCUCCUUUGUCUUGCUGACGUUGAGGAAGAGGUUGUUGUCCUGGCACCACACUGCCAGGUCUCUGACAUUCCUAUAGGCUGUCUUAUCGUCGGUGGUGAUCAGGCCUACCACCGUCGUGUCAUCGGCAAACUUAAUGAUGGUAAUGGAGUCGUGCGUGGCCACGCAGUCGUGGGUGAACAGGGAGUACAGGAAGGGACUAAGCACGCACCCUUGAGGGGCCCCUGUGUUGAGGGUCAGCAUGGCGGAUGUGUUGUUGCCUACCCUCACCACCUGGGUGCGUCCCGUCAUGCAGUCUAGGAUCCAGUUUCAGAUGAAAGCCAUGACCAGGCUUUCAAAGCAUUUAAUGGCUACAGAUAUGAGUCCUACGGGGCAAUAGUCAUUUAGACAGGUUACCUUGGUGUUCUUGGGCACAGGGACUAUAAUGGUCUGCUUGAAACGUGUAGGUAUUACAGACUGGGUCAGGGAGUGGUUCAACAUUUCAGUGAAGACAUUGAAGAAAUGUAUUGGAAGACCAUUUAUGACAGCAAGUGGUAUUUUGGGUAAUUUCUUUACUAAUACUCUUGCUCAGUCCAUGAGACUGACUAACUGUCCAAUCCCAACCAGUUUGAAGCACCGUGAAGCGUAUUAGAUACAAGAAAUCAAACUGCUUGAGCUGGGAUGAAAUCAUGUCCAAGCAAAGUUGUCUCUUGUGGAUGGAACCAGUUGGGACUGGGUGGUAAACUGAUAAUCUGCAACAAAUCCAUAUUUUGGUUCAGUUAGUUUCAAUGAUGAUAUGUGGGGCAAAGUUAUUAAGAUUAUCUGAAAAUAUACCAUCUAGCUAAAACAAAAAAAGAACAAACUUCCCCUCCUUGUAUACUGUAGGUGCUCUCUCAUUCACCUUUCUACAGUGAGGGAAAAAAGUAUUUGAUCCCCUGCUGAUUUUGUACGUUUGCCCACUGACAAAGACAUGAUCAGUCUAUAAUUUUAAUGGUAGGUUUAUUUGAACAGUGAGAGACAGAAUAACAAUAAAAAAAUCCAGAAAAACGCAUGUCAAAAAUGUUAUAAAUUGAUUUGCAUUUUAAUGAGGGAAAUAAGUAUUUGACCCCUCUGCAAAACAUGACUUAAUACUUGGUGGCAAAACCCUUCUUGGCAAUCACAGAGGUCAGACGUUUCUUGUAGUUGGCCACCAGGUUUGUACACAUCUCAGGAGGGAUUUUGUCCCACUCCUCUUUGCAGAUCUUCUCCAAGUCAUUAAGGUUUCGAGCCUGACGUUUGGCAACUCGAACCUUCAGCUCCCUCCACAGAUUUUCUAUGGGAUUAACGUCUGGAGACUGGCUAGGCCACUCCAGGACCUUAUUGUGCUUCUUCUUGAGCCACUCCUUUGUUGCCUUGGCCGUGUGUUUUGGGGUCAUUGUCAUGCUGGAAUACCCAUCCACGACCCAUUUUCAAUGCCCUGGCUGAGGGAAGGAGGUUCUCACCCAAGAUUUGAUGGUACAUGACCCUGUCCAUCGUCCCAUUGAUGCGGUGAAGUUGUCCUGUCCCCUUAGCAGAAAAACACCCCCAAAGCAUAAUGUUUCCACCUCCAUGUUUGACGGUGGGGAUGGUGUUCUUGGAGUCAUAGGCAGCAUUCCUCCUCCUCCAAACACGGCGAGUUGAGUUGAUGCCAAAGAGCUCGAUUUUGGUCUCAUCUGACCACAACACUUUCACCCAGUUCUCCUCUGAAUCAUUCAGAUGUUCAUUGGCAAACUUGAGACGGCCCUGUAUAUGUGCUUUCUUGAGCAGGGGGACCACGGCGUAGUGUGUUACCAAUUGUUUUCUUGGUGACUAUGGUCCAAGCUGCCUUGAGAUCAUUGACAAGAUCCUCUCGUGUAGUUCUGGGCUGAUUCCUCACCGUUCUCAUGAUCAUUGCAACUCCACGAGGUGAGAUCUUGCAUGGAGCCCCAGGCCGAGGGAGAUUGACAGUUCUUUUGUGUUUCUUCCAUUUGCGAAUAAUCGCACCAACUGUUGUCACCUUCUCACCAAGCUGCUUGGCUAUGGUCUUGUAGCCCAUUCCAGCCUUGUGUAGGUCUACAAUCUUGUCCCUGACAUCCUUGGAGAGCUCUUUGGUCUUGGCCAUGGUGGAGAGUUUGGAAUCUGAUUGAUUGAUUGCUUCUGUGGACAGGUGUCUUUUAUACAGGUAACAAGCUGAGAUUAGGAGCACUCCCUUUAAGAGUGUGCUCCUAAUCUCAGCUCGUUACCUGUAUAAAAGACACCUGGGAGCCAGAAAUCUUUCUGAUUGAGAGGGGGUCAAAUACUUAUUUCCCUCAUUAAAAUGCAAAUCAAUUUAUAACAUUUUUGACAUGCGUUUUUCUGGAUUUUUUUGUUGUUAUUCUGUCUCUCACUGUUCAAAUAAACCUACCAUUAAAAUUAUAGACUGAUAAUUUCUUUGUCAGUGGGCAAACAUACAAAAUCAGCAGGGGAUCAAAUACUUUUUUCCCUCACUGUAUCUUUCUUUUAUUUGUUUCCCUUGUAUGAACUGCGAUAAUUGUCCUUUCCCCCACUUUGCCCAGACAAAGUUUUGUCUUCUCUUACCUGUGUGUGUUAGUGUAUCUGUGUGUGCAUGUGUGCGUGCGGUUCUACUUUGCACAGGACUAUCCUGUGUCCUUGUCUCUAUCUCUGUACAGUAUUAAUAUACGUCUUUUCUCCUCACACUCUCUCUGUAGCUGCGUGAAAAUGCUCAACCUGUGGUGAGUCCCACUCCCAUGCACAUCAGCCAUUCAAAGGGAGUGGACCAGACUAGCACUAAACUAAUACCACCAGACUAGCACCAGACAACAUAUCCAGCACUUUGUUGGUUUCUUGGCUUCACCCUUGAAAUUCCAUUAAACAAAUAACAAUGUUACUUUCAUAUUGAAUUUGAGGCUUCCCACAUGGAGUGACUAAUAUCCUUUUCACACUACUAAGAGGAGCUGAAGUAUGAUUAUGUAGCUCAACUGGAAAGACUAAGGCCAAGACCACACAGUGCUUGUAUCCGUCAAGAACGGAUUUGUGUGAUGGCAUUUGUAUGGGAUUCACAAAGACCUGCAACGUUGGUUCUACAGUUACCAGUCUGCAACCUUGUUCAAUCUAAUUGCAGAACAUUACAUAAAUAUUUUGAGCCAGCUGGGUAGCAUACAGUCUGAGUUUAUUCCCUCCCCAUCACAUGCUCGCUCUCUUCUCACCGUCACUCUCGCACUCAUUUUUAUAACUGUUAAAUGUUCACAUGCAUUUUGUAUUAAUUAUAUAUUUGAAGUUGUGAGUGAGUUUGGAGUGAUUGCAGCAUAAUAGUGAGAGAAAUAGAUUGCCAAGGAACUUUCCUUUUCUAUCUCUUAUCCUUUCUCUUCAGGUGCUGUUGCUUCUUCAAGCGUAAACGGAAGAAGAACACUCCACGGCAGAAAUGA
Messenger RNA from Coregonus sp. 'balchen', 15028 nucleotides. The record is from the annotation of a GenBank genome assembly. Lineage: Eukaryota; Metazoa; Chordata; Actinopteri; Salmoniformes; Salmonidae.